AUGUCUUCCAGACUCGUCGCCAAGGCAAGCAGGAAGUUCAAGUACGAGACCCAGAAGCCAGAAGGAGUCAGAGAACUUUCUGAAAAGAGAAGAUACGGCCCGCUCCAUCUACAAACGUUCGAAGAGGAGAGAGCGGAUGGCAGGUGCUGCACGGAAUUGGGUUUACGAAGUGACGGAGUGGCUCCACUAUUGGCAGGUUUGGCCUGGGUCAGUCGGCUUGGCCAGUCCUUGAGGGAGUCGGCCAGCGCAUACGCUGCUUAUCAAAUACACCAACCUUUUUUUGGCUGGCUGACUGAGCCAGCUGGGACCUUGACUGAUGUUACUACAUCGUACUGA
Molecule: messenger RNA, 336 nt
Organism: Sporothrix schenckii 1099-18
Lineage: Eukaryota; Fungi; Ascomycota; Sordariomycetes; Ophiostomatales; Ophiostomataceae
Exons: 1
Coding region: 1-336 (111 amino acids)
Source: RefSeq, a predicted model, not a curated record